Tuber aestivum (summer truffle) is the source of this 1312-nucleotide messenger RNA. The record is from the annotation of a GenBank genome assembly. Lineage: Eukaryota; Fungi; Ascomycota; Pezizomycetes; Pezizales; Tuberaceae.
AUGGAAGUCGGACCUGCACCCGCGACGUUCACCCAAACAGCGCCUGCAAUAACGACGGAAUUCCCCUCAUUCACUUCAGCAACCGGCUCCAAAUCCCGAAAAUUCCGACGCAGGCCGGCGGAAGACGAUGACGAGCUUGCCCCUACCCCUACUCCUACCACUGGCACUACUACUACCACUACUACUACUACUGCCGCUGCCGCUGCCGCCGCUACCCCGUCACAACCCUCACAAGCUACGACGGAGGAAACUGCCUAUACCAUCGCGCCAGCCUCAUCGCCCCCCCACUCUCCCAAUGCCGAAGGCUUGGAACCAACUCCCAGCCUAGCGGAGAUCCUCCGCCUCCGCAAGAAAAUUGCGCGAACCUCCGCACUCAGAGGGCUGGAAGUCUCGGCUCCAAAGCACACCCAGCAAGCACCGGCGCAGAAUCUAGAAGUCAACGGGGGCGCCGCUACGAAGGCGGUGACAGAGGCGGAAUUAGAGGCUGUGGUGAACAGGUUUACACAUCAGACGGGGCAGAUUCUUGAUGUGGAUAAACAUAUGAUGGCGUACAUUGAGAGUGAGAUGAGUAAGCGGCGGGGUGAGCGGAGUGGAGACGGAUCUGGCGGGGGGGGAGGGAGCACUGGUGCUAGGAGCGGAGGAGGAGGUGGUGGUAUCGGUGGUAGGACGGGCCAGGAGGGCGGCAGAUCUGCAUACUGGACUCCAGUAGUGCCGGAAGGUCGCGGCGCAACAUUGGGAAAACUCCAUGAAGUGGAUCUUGGCGAAGAGACCAAGAAACACAACAUAGCCAGAACCCAAGAAGCCACCCGCCGCCUGCAAGGUGGGGAAGAAAUCGAGGAUGAUCCCUCCACUACGCCCAACGCAUCAACCGCCAGCAAUAUCCCUGGCCGAAAGAAAAUGAAGAACCGCCGGCGUAGGAAUAGUCAGGACGUGCAAAGAGAUAAACUCGUCGAGGAAGUCCUCAAAGAGAGCAGACGUACACCCCCCACUCCCACCCCUUCCGCCCCUAGUGCUGAGCUAAUCUUUUUUUUUCUUCCCCAAAGUGGAAAUGUACACAGACCCGGACCCAACCGAAGACCAGCGCGAAAGCGAAGGCGCAGCAGACGACCGUAUCGCCGAGAAAUUCCGCCGGGAAUUCCUCGACGCGCUAAUGACCCGCCGUAGGCGUCGCGGCGGAGACGGGAAGAAGAAGCGCGACGAGAACAAGAAGCCGAGAGGUCCCAAGCUUGGUGGGAGCAGGCAGGCUAGGGCUGCUAUGCGUGAGAGUCAGAAUGCUGCUGGCGGGUCUGGAACUGGGAAGAAGAAGAAGUGA